AUAAAACCAGAGCAUGUCAAACAUCUGUUUGCCUUUCCACAAUUCUUCAGUUUACUCUCUCUUUGCAUUUAUUAAAGUGGAAAGCGAAAAUUUUCAAAUAGAGAUGUAAAGAUUUUUAAAUUAUAGAUGGAAUUUUUUUAAAAGCGAAUUUUGAAGAUUUUAAAUAAAUGUUAUUUACAGUCUUAAUAUCAAAACACAUGAGUUUAUUUGUGAUGUUGAUAAAAUAACUGUUUCAUUCUUGUUGAAUUUAUAGAAUAACACACCGCGCGAUAAAAAAUUUCAAAUAUUCUAUAUGAAGUUGAUAAAAAAUGAUUUUAUAUGAGGCAAUGCGCGCUAUAGUUUCGUGUACGCAAUCCAGAAGAAUGAAGUUUGUUGUAGACAUGUAGGUGCCACAUCUUUCUUUAUUUAUCUAAUGUUGUUCUACUUUUGAGUUCAAAUGGCAGGAAUAGCACGGCAUUCGAUGUACUAUAAAAAACUGUUUUAUACCGCAACUAGAUUGAGCCGUUACACAGUCCGAAGUAAACAGUUUGUGAGUAUAGGGUGUGUUAAAGCACUGUCGAGGGUCCAGGACGGUAGUGCACUCGCAUAUGACUCUCUCGGUCCAAGGCGACGCCUCCGAAGGGAGUUCCACGUUUCGCCCGUAGUUCUUGAAGAUAAGAUAGUCAGCGUACCGCCGUUCCCUGAAUCCGUGACUGAGGGAGAUCUUCGAUGGGAGAAAAAAGUCGGCGAUACGGUGACCCACGACGAGGUGGUGUGCGAGAUCGAAACGGACAAAACGGCCGUCCCUGUGCCCGCUCCUACUGCCGGCGUGAUCGUCGAGAUAUACAAGGAGGACGGAGCGACCGUCAAAGCGGGGCAGCAACUGUUCAAACUGAAAGUCGGCCCUGGGGCGGGUCCGCCUCCUGCACCGAAGGCGAAGCCGGCAGAAGCGAAACCGGCCCCUGCAGAGAAACCGGCCCCUGCAGCGAAACCGGCCCCUGCAGCGAAACCGGCCCCUGCAGCGAAACCGGCCCCCGCUGCGAAACCGCCUCCGGCUGCCAAAGCGCAAAAAAGCCCGAAAGCAGAACCACCUGUCGCGCCUCCACAGCGUCCAGCCCCCCCGCCAAAGCCCGAAAAAGGCGCAGCACCGCCACCCCCGAAAGCAGCCGGACCUUCGACGCCCCCGGCCAAACCUGCAGACCAGCCGCAUAAAAUAAAAGGCACCCGGACCGAGGUCAGAGUGAAAAUGAACAGGAUCAGACAGAGAAUAGCCCAAAGGCUUAAAGACGCCCAGAACACCAACGCCAUGUUGACGACGUUCAACGAACUGGACAUGACUUCCAUAAUGGCAUUCCGAAAAGUUCACCAAGAAGCUUUCUCUAAGAAAUUCGGCGUGAAAUUAGGCUUUAUGUCGGCCUUUGUCAAAGCAGCCGCUUACGCCCUGCAAGACCAGCCGGUGGUGAACGCCUUCAUCGAUGACGCUGAUAUAGUUUACAGGGAUUAUAUCGACAUAUCCAUUGCUGUGGCUACUCCCAAGGGGCUGGUAGUGCCUGUUAUAAGGAAUGUUGAGAAUAUGAGUUACGGCGACAUCGAGCUGGCGAUUUACUCCCUCGGAGAAAAGGCGAAGAGUGGCAAAUUGUCCAUCGAAGAUAUGGACGGCGGGACGUUCACCAUCAGCAACGGUGGCGUUUUCGGCUCGCUUAUGGGCACCCCGAUCAUAAAUCCUCCACAGUCGGCGAUUUUAGGAAUGCAUGCUACAUUCGAGAGGCCGGUUGUUGUGAAAGGACAGGUGGUCAUAAGACCGAUGAUGUAUCUUGCGCUCACUUACGACCAUCGUCUCAUAGACGGACGCGAAGCGGUGCUCUUUCUCAAGAAAAUCAAAGCGGGAGUCGAAGAUCCAAGGAUAAUAUUAUCAGGAAUUUGAGAGUUUGAAAUUUUUCGUGGUCCGUUUACUGAUAAAGAGCAGUAUUUCUUUGCCAAAAGUGAAAAUCAAAUUAAUAAUACACAUAUAUAUCAUUAUUU
Cimex lectularius (bed bug) is the source of this 2001-nucleotide messenger RNA. Its product is annotated as dihydrolipoyllysine-residue succinyltransferase component of 2-oxoglutarate dehydrogenase complex, mitochondrial-like. The transcript has a single exon. Gene Ontology annotation, biological process: tricarboxylic acid cycle. Gene Ontology annotation, cellular component: oxoglutarate dehydrogenase complex. NCBI's taxonomy places the organism in Eukaryota, Metazoa, Arthropoda, Insecta, Hemiptera, Cimicidae. Gene Ontology annotation, molecular function: dihydrolipoyllysine-residue succinyltransferase activity. Bases 437 to 1903 code for a protein of 488 amino acids. The record is from RefSeq and is a predicted model, not a curated record.